Engraulis encrasicolus (European anchovy) is the source of this 705-nucleotide messenger RNA. RefSeq names its product SPT4 homolog, DSIF elongation factor subunit (gene supt4h1). NCBI's taxonomy places the organism in Eukaryota, Metazoa, Chordata, Actinopteri, Clupeiformes, Engraulidae. Gene Ontology annotation, cellular component: nucleus; DSIF complex. The transcript is spliced from 5 exons. Gene Ontology annotation, biological process: regulation of transcription elongation by RNA polymerase II; transcription elongation-coupled chromatin remodeling. The coding region runs from base 173 to 526 and encodes 117 amino acids. The record is from RefSeq and is a predicted model, not a curated record. Gene Ontology annotation, molecular function: zinc ion binding; RNA polymerase II complex binding.
AAACGCGGUCUUGAAAGACAGCUGGCGCAUCUUAUUGACGUCACGAGUACACAGAACAGGAGAAGAGCUUUGGCCGUGGUGGUUUUGUGUUUUGCAUGUGCUAUCUUUUGCUCUCUUUUAACAAGCUGAUUUCAUAAGUUACGUGAUUAUACAUAUUCCGAAAGUAUUUUCAAUGGCUUUGGAAACCGUACCAAAGGAUCUGCGUCAUCAGCGGGCUUGUUUACUGUGCUCUCUUGUGAAGACGAUAGAUCAGUUCGAGUAUGAUGGCUGCGACAAUUGUGAAUCCUACCUACAGAUGAAAGGAAAUCGUGAGAUGGUGUAUGAGUGCACGAGUUCGUCUUUUGAUGGAGUAAUUGCGAUGAUGAGUCCUGAGGACAGCUGGGUUGCCAAGUGGCAGCGGAUAAGUAACUUCAAGCCUGGAGUAUACGCAGUCACGGUCACCGGUCGUUUGCCCCCAGGGGUGGUAAGAGAGCUGAAAAGCAGAGGAGUGAUCUACAAGUCCAGAGACACAUCUGUGAGGACAUAGAGCUGUUGUGAACGGCUUACCAGGUUACAGCUUAACGUGGACAAGAAUGCAAUGCAUCGUUUCGUUAUCAUGAGUGUUGGAGAUUUUUCUUUUUUUCUUUUCAAAAUAAACAGGGAUGUAUUUUUACUCAGUUAAGUGUCACUACACUUGGACUUGUUAAUAAAGGAUAUUGAGAAUUA